Gregarina niphandrodes is the source of this 6129-nucleotide messenger RNA. Its product is annotated as putative helicase. The record is from RefSeq and is a predicted model, not a curated record. NCBI's taxonomy places the organism in Eukaryota, Apicomplexa, Conoidasida, Eugregarinorida, Gregarinidae. The transcript has a single exon. Bases 1 to 6129 code for a protein of 2042 amino acids. Gene Ontology annotation, cellular component: cytoplasm. Gene Ontology annotation, molecular function: ATP binding; nucleic acid binding.
AUGGAUCCGACGGCCCCUGAGACGUUGGUUGUUGAGGAUGAGGUUGUGGAGGAAGUGUCGUCGUCAGCGUCUUCCGGAAGCGAUGUAGACGACGGCGUCUCGGUGGCGUCUGAGGAGUUGGAGGAGAGCAUAGAGGAGCAUUUGGCGUUGCGGCCGAAGGGGUUACGGACGGAGCAGGUGCUUGCAUGGUGGUACGCGGCACUGCAGCCGGUGUGUCGCGACAUUAGUGAUGAGUUGGGAGGGAACGAGUGUGCGUUAAUUUCAGCGGAAGGUCUGUUGUUACGUUUUUGUUGCGGUCGUGAGUUCGAAGCUGACUUUUUGACUAGGCCGAGAUUCAUUGAAGUUGUUGUGCAGGUGGAGCAGUUCCUGGCCCGUCUGUAUGAGGUGGGCAUCUCCCAUUAUACCCUUGUGUUCUUUGACUGCCUUAAGGCAACGCUUCUGAAAUCGCACCCGCUACUUUGGGUCUUGCGCGAGACGCUUUUACUUCACUGCGCUGCCAAUGCAGCCACCAUUCCUUACUGCCGUUUCCAGUCCUGGUACUGCCCAGCCUACGACGACUUCAUCACACACCAGCAACCCUUCAUCAUGGUUGUCGAGGACGGCGCCCACACCAGUCUUGCCGAGUCGGAAAUCUACGCGGCUCUCGCCCAACAUGACGAUAAAGAGGAGGAGGAUGGCGAUGAGGAUGGAGAGGAGGAGGGCGGUAGCUCUAAGGGCGGUAGCUCUAAGGGCGGUAGCUCUAAGGGCGGUAGCUCCAAGUCAGGCAACAGGGCCCCGGGUGAACACGGCUUCUCAAUGUUGUACUUGUUGAUGCUGAACGCAGUUGGACGGCAGAUCUCAGUGUGUUGUCUGCACAACUUGCACAUCGUCACACGUCGUGUGAAAGCAUGGUCGCUAAGUUACAACUCCUACUCCGCGGGUCUGGAGGCGGAAGUAAAGGAGGCGGCGAUGAACGAAAAUAUUCUGGAAGAGUUGGAAGAGUUCAUUGAGACGAAGCCGACUAAGUGUGCGGAUGUGAGUGCCACGGACUUUAGACGGGCGCUGUAUUCCAUGGCAGCCAAGGACUUGUUGACGACCGGCGAGGAGGAGGAGGACCGGUGGACCGUGUUCUGGUUUAAGUGCCUAUUCCUGGCGGACCUGGUCGCCAAAGCCACGACGCUGCAAGACCGUCGCUGCGAAUUGCCGCCGCUACCCGUAGACAUGUACGCCACCGGUUCGGAGUUCUUCGGACUGCACCUUCAGCACUACCUCGAGGAAAUGGUCAAACCCGCAAACGGGAACCAGGUACAGCCGAUUUUCAGCGCGGACUCGAUUGCCGCUCGUGAGUGUGUCGAUCUAUAUGACGAACUGACUGUACGACGUCUCGUCUACAUGCUCGUGGCACUAUGGCAGAAAAAGACACAACCCAUGACGGCGGAGAUACUCGGCAUCGAUCCCGCCGCGGCUGCGGAGCUGGACGCCCUCUGGACGACGUUGCAGUCCACGUCCUUCUUCCCUAUUACACUUCAGGGUCUGGAGGAUUUGGUCGCUGAGAUCCCGGCCCACGAAUUGUUCGGACAGGCUUUGACUGGUGAAGGGGGUGCUGGUGAGGAGGUGGUCGUGGCUAAGCCGUCGGUGGUCAAUGUGACGAACGACUUUUUGAUCCAGAUGAUGCGGAAGGUAGUGCCGGGUACGUAUGAGACCGAUGGGGAGUACUUGGGCAAGCAGUUGGUGAAGCGUUUCAAGGAAUCGUUGGGUGAGUCGGGGCCGCCGGAUUUGGGAUCUGUCGAGUCGAAGGAGUUUACACGUUUCCGCACGGGCGUGUGCCCUGACCGGUAUGAUUUUGCUUCGGUGAUGGCGGACGCGGCGGCGACUAAGGGCCCGAAGCAGUUGCCCAAGUGGCUGACUCGUAUUCCGCCGGAGCGAUUCGAACGCGCGUUUAAGAGAUGGGAACUUCGUUGUCAGCAGGACGACCAGGUGUUCGCUCGUAACAUCAACAAGUACAUGGGAUAUCUGGACAAGCUGCAUCGGCCGAUCGUCUUGAUUGGCGGCAAGUGCACCAGCGACCACCCGUGGUACAAGGAGCGGAAAACGGCGGACGAUGAAGCGGUGGCGGUGAAGCCGAAGAAGGCGGAGAAGAAGAUCAGUAACAAAGCAGCAGCAAUCAUCUCGAAAAAUAAAGAGGCUAAGGAAGAGAAGAUCAAGAAGAAGGACAACGAUGGUUACGAGCAGAUGAUUGCGCACAUGGAUCACGCCUUUCGUAAGAAAAUCGAGAACCCUGCUUCCUUCCAGGGCGCGCUCUUGGAGCUCUUGGUUGGCAACAGGAACGCUUUGGACACGACAGUGCUGGAGGAUUUCCCGGCAGUUAACAAGGCGAUUGCCUUACCCGAGAACCGUCUGGAGUUCCUGAGCCGCAUCGCAAUAAAUUUGGUUGAACCUUUAGAGCAUACAUGGCGGAUACGGAACAUCCAGCAGAAGAAUCAGGAACAGGGCAUCCUCAAGUUGAUUGGUGUAAUUUUCCGCUUCGUCCAAGUGAGCACGGACAAGUAUUUGAGUAUCAUGGGUCCCGAUCACAUCAAGGUAUUCCAGACUUUACUGAUGAUUCUGGGAUUCGCUAACUCCGCUGGUGUCUUGUUCGAUUCGUGGGCUAGGAAGCAGUGGGAAUUGAAGAAUAGCAAGGGUGAGAGCGCGAUGCCCGCACCAGUCGUAGAAGAGAAGAAGAAAAAGAAGAGUGCGAAGCCGGGUGCCGGUCAAGGUAGUAAGGGUGGCUCGAAAGCAACGGAUAGUCAGGUAAAGAGUCGAGCGGAUGAUGAGCGUCAGCGCGCUUCAUACCUGAAGAAGUUGGAACAGCAUCGAGUAAAACGAUGCACGAAAAGUUUCGACUUCGCGAUCCAACCACAUAUCGAGAUGACUUUCCAGAUGCAAUAUUUGGGAGCGGAUAUGACACGUUCAUUGGGCUCUGUUGCGGAUCCACGUGUGCCUUUUAUUCCCGAUGGUUGGCAGAAGAGAUUGUUAGACGCAGUGGACACACAGGAAAGUGCUUUGGUUGUGGCUCCGACUUCUUCGGGUAAGACGUUCAUUUGUUAUUACGCCAUGGACCAAGCGUUGAGGUUCGAUAACGAGGCGUGUGUGGUUUUCGUUUCGCCUACACGAGCGUUGGCUUUGCAGGUUGAGGCAGAGGUUACGGCACGUUUCAGCUCGAAAGCCUACCCCGCAGGUUCGAAGACCACCUUAUGCGGACACCUGUACGAAGAUCGUCUACGCGACUGGGACAAUUGCCAAGUCCUCAUCACCGUACCCUCCGCGUUCCAGGCCAUCCUGUCGUCCAAGCAGCAGCAACAUCGCGACUGGCAAAAAAAACUCAAGUACGUCAUCAUCGAUGAAGUCCACUGUAUCGGCGACGAGAAACUGGGAAAGGAUACUGAAAACUUGGUACAGCUGCUUCCCUGUCCGUUCAUGGCACUCUCCGCAACUGUGGGUAACGAAGACGACUUCGCGGGUUGGUUACAGCGCGCUCAAUCGUUCCCGAAUGCCAGACCCAUCAAAUUCAUUAAGUACAGUGAACGUUAUGCUGACCUAAAAACGUUGUACUAUUCCUCUGAGCAGCGCGCACUAUACAACCUAAACCCGAUUCUAUGUGUAAAUUAUGAGAGGGCCAAAAGCGGCACAUUGACUGGCGACUUCGCUAUGGUCCCCCCCGACUGUUUGCAAGUAUUCCGUGCAGCCUGUGAAGUUUUGUUAUCGAAAAAGGCGCAAGUCUCCACCGCCGAAAAAGAAGACAUAGACAUGUUCACCGAGUACUGGGAGCCGGAGAGGUAUUUCAAAGGCACGCAGGCAAUCACUAAAAAGCAGUAUGGUUACUAUGCAAAGUCAGUAGCAUUCACGCUCGAAAGUUAUACUCGUAAGGAGUUGCUGGAUCCGGAGAGCUACCAGAAGAUUUUAGACCUUAUUGGGCUAGAGAAGCCAUUGGGAUUAAACAAGCUGAAGCCGUGGUAUAAAGUGAAGGGAGAACAGGCGGCAGAGGAACCGCAACCUGGCAAAACGCUGGCGCAGGUCUUGGAAGGCGGUGCUGACGUGUAUAGCGGGUUCCAAAGUCCUGCAGAGUUCUUGCUACUCAUUCGCUCCUUGGAAAGUCGUCGCCUACUCCCAGCCUUAGUCUUCAAUUUCAACCGUGCUUUCGCGUCGCGACUGUUUUACCGUUUGGUACAGAAAUUGGUCAAUGACCAUCAUGAUAAGUACUAUGGUACGCCGGAGUUAGCGGCAAAGACUCGUGCGUUGAACAAACAGCGACAGGACGAGUACAAGGCCGAGUUGUCGAGACGGGAAGAAGUGGAGAAACUCAAGUCACUGAGUAAGCAACAAAGAGAGGAGCAAGGCAUCGACGAACAAAUGUUGGCCGAGUUAUCAGGUCCACCCCCACCACCACCUCUAGAUGUGGCGGAUGAGCACGACUCGGAAUUGUUCUUAUGCGAUCGACGCAUGUAUUUGAGUUACCAGGAAGAGUUCCGAGACAUUUUGAACUUCUGUAAAAUCGACCAUUAUGUCAAGUUGGGUCGUAUUUCACCCGUACUGGUGGAGGCAUUACGACGCGGUAUUGGUCUGUAUCAUGACGCUCUACACAGAGAGUAUCGUCGUGCAGUUGAAUAUCUAUUCCGAGCGCGGUAUUUGAGAGUGGUGGUGUCGGAUAUCGCGUUGUCCAUGGGUGUUAACAUGCCGUGCAAGUCCACCGUCUUUGCCGGUGACUCCUCGACUUUGACGCCGUUGCUCUUCAGACAGACCGCCGGACGUGCCGGUCGUCGCGGCUUCGACUCUCUUGGACAAGUCGUGUUCUGGGACUUCCCCUUCAAGAAGGUCCGGCGUGUUCUAUGCACCAAACUGCCCGUGCUCAGCGGCAACUUCCCCGUCCGCCCAAACAGUGUACUCAAGGCUGUCAAGCUCUCCAAAGUCACGGACGAUGAAAUCGUACUCAAUGGACUUAAUGCCAAACUCUCGGAAGGCCAGAUCGUCCAGGAAGUGGACAGAAACCGCACCAAGUUCAUCAAGCUACUUAAGGCCUCGCUCUUCGAACUCGGCUGGCCCCGGGCCAACCAGGAAGAGGAGAUGGAAGACGUCUACGGACUCACCUUCCGCUUCGCAAUCGAUCUGCUUAUUCGCUUGGGUCUACUCAACAACAAGGGCCUCGCGCUCCCCAUGUCCGUAAUAGUCGAAGCGCUGUUCAGCAGCGACGAGACUAGUCUAUUGAUUCCCUUUGCACUCAUGAGUGGCGCCCUAGCACCCGAGAACGUGGCCAAUAGUGCCACGGCAAACCUGCUACAGUUCAUCUCUAUGGCGGUCGAGAAACGUUCGUUCGGCUACAACAUUGUGCGCAGAUUCGAACUGGCGUACAACCCCGACUUGUACCAAAUUUUGUUCCCCUUCGCCGAACGAGUUAGCACACUCGGCAGCACCGGCUGGAGCCCGCUUCUCCCACCCAUGGCUGGUCCCCAAAUGUCUGUGCUACAAGAGUUCGACCGGCUAGUAUUGGAAAACGGCCGAGCGCGACUUCAAGCACUCACUCUGGCCAAACAGAAACGGCUAGCGCAAUUCGCAGGCCCUGACGGCCUGCAGGAAUGCUAUACCCCCUUGACGGAAACGGACUUCAACGGAGCCGUCACAGCCGGCGCCUUGAACAGCCACGGCCUGGCCAAAAAGAUGCUCCGAGAAACUCACACCACCGCCAUCCUUCAGUCGCCCUUCUUCGCUGGCCGCAGCGAUGACAACCUCACCACGCCAGAAAUGAUCUGCAGCAGAGUGCGGCCCGACGUCUACGCCGAACCCAGCUCCAUGCCGCUCAUGCUCAACACCCUCGCCGAGCUGCGCAACCCCCUCACAGGCGAGGAGGCCAGCCUCCCUCUCGUCAACUCCUACCUACCCGAGCUACUCGAACAUCGAAGCCUCCGACUGCUCAUCCAACACAACAAGGUCGGCGCCAGUGAAGCUUACUUCGUAGCACUCGCCGCCAACCAGUCGUUGCGGCACCUCAAGGCCGCACUCGACUCCAUCACCGAACCAACCAACGCUGACAUGGCAGACUACAGCAAGGAGCUGCGCGGCAUGGUUGCGGAAGUGUCAGAAGGACUGGCGGCAGUCGUGUCUCAUAUUCGAGCUUAA